AAUUUGAGAAACAGACAUCGCUAAAUCGGUAAUAAAUCAAAAGCUGAGAGAUGUCGACCGCCGUCUCGUCCCGCCGACUGGCGACUAUCGGCGUGAUCGGAGCCCUCACGCUUCAGUUCGUCGCGUCAGCGACGGCGGGGCCGAUAGCCCUGCCUGGCUGCCCGGAGAACUGCGGCGGCGUACAAGUGCCGUACCCGUUCGGGAUCGGCCGUGGCUGCUUCCACGAAGGCUUCAACCUCACCUGCGACGAGGCGCAGCACCCGGCGAAGCUGCUGCUGGGGGACGGCGUCGAGGUGCUCGACAUCUCCUUGCCGGACUGCACGGUACGCAUCCAGACAAAAAUCUCGUGGGUAGAGUAUGCCGCCGAGUUCAACGGCUCAUGGUCCGUUCCGGCGCCGGACGGGCCCUUGAUGGUGUCGACCGCGCGCAACUCCUUUGUGGCCUUCGGGUGCAACGUGCUGGCGAAGCUCAUCCCCUACGGCACCGUGCUUAGCUACGCCAGCGCCUGCGCCGCCGCCUGCGUGAAUACGCCCGAUGUCUCCUCCUGCUCCGGCGUUGGCUGCUGCCAGACGUCCAUCGCAUCUCUCGGCUCAGACCUGCCUUGGUACGGUAUCCAGGUUAAACAUCUAGAAGGGGAAACGGGUAACUACUACCAUAGAGCAGUUUUCAUAGUUGACCAGGACUGGUUCAGCAGAGUUGAGGCCGCGAUGGCGAGCAACUUCAGCGCUCUAUUUUUUGGAAAUAGAUUUCAUGAGAAGGUAGUGAUGGUGGAUAGCGUUCCAGUGGUGCUAGAGUGGUCGUUGGAUCUAAUACGCGACGCAGGCUUGUUUGUGUUGUCCCCUAUAGGACCCCAAUCGUCAGACUUCAGAUGCCUAAGCUCAAACAGUUUCUCCUAUACUAUUAUUGGAAACUACGAUCGAAGACGGUGCAACUGUUCUCACGGAUACGAGGGCAAUCCCUAUAUUGCUGAUGGAUGUCAAGAUAUUGACGAGUGCCAGCUGCCAGAUAUUUACCCAUGUCAUGGAACCUGCAUCAAUGUGCCUGGGACAUACAGAUGCUCAUCAAAGAAAGGCAUCAAGAGCCUUCCAGGCUUAAUUGCUAUAAUAGCACUAAGUGCUGGUUUUGGCCUACUAUUUUCAAUUCUUGGUGUUUCCAACAUCAUCAAUAAACUCAAGCAAAGAAGGGCAAAACUUCUAAGACAAAAGUUUUUCAAGAGAAACCAUGGUUUGCUUCUACAACAGUUAAUAUCUUCAAAUAAAGAUAUAGCUGAAAGGAUGAAGAUUUUUAGCUUUGAAGAACUAGAGCAAGCAACCAACAUGUUUGACCAGAAUCGCAUCAUUGGUGAUGGAGGUCAUGGAACAGUCUACAAAGGUAUCUUAUCUGAUCAACGUGUUGUUGCCAUCAAGAAGUCCAGAGUAGUGGUCCAAAGGGAAAUUGACCAGUUCAUAAAUGAGGUUGUUAUACUUUCACAGACUAACCAUAGAAAUGUGGUAACACUCUUUGGUUGUUGUCUUGAGACUGAGGUUCCUUUACUAGUUUACGAGUUCAUAUCGAAUAGGACCCUAUCCUACCAUCUUCAUGGACAAUAUGAAAAUCCUCUGUCAUGGAAUGAUAGACUAAGGAUUGCACUGGAAACUGCAAGGGCAAUCGCAUAUCUACACUCUGCAGCUUCCAUAUCAGUGUUCCAUAGAGAUAUCAAAUCUGCAAAUAUACUGCUCACCGAUACGUUAACAGCAAAAGUGUCAGAUUUUGGAGCUUCAAGGUCAAUUUCAAUAGAUGAAACUGGAAUACAUACCGCCAUCCAAGGAACCCAUGGUUACCUUGAUCCUGAAUAUUAUUACACUAGUCGACUCACCGAGAAGAGUGAUGUUUAUAGCUUUGGUGUAAUCUUAGCAGAGCUACUAACAAGGAUUAAACCGGUAUUCUCUACUCAUUCAUCAGAGGGCAAAAGCCUAGCAUCACACUUCGUGUCUGUGAUAAAAGACUGUAGUUUGUUGGAUAUUCUAGAUCCACAAAUUGUUGAAGAGGGAAGGGCUAAAGAUGCCGAGGCUGUUGCAAGGCUUGCGGAAGUAUGCUUAAGCUUGAAAGGUGAAGAAAGGCCUACAAUGAGGCAAGUUGAGAUAACACUUGAAGAUGUGCUAGGUCCAAAUGUCCAUUCGAGCUGUCGAGUUUCAAGGACAAGUCAAGGUGCUCUUAAAGACCAGACACAGAACCAAAACAAAGGCAAUGAAGGAACUAGACUAUACAGUUUGGAGAAAGAGUUCAUACAGUCAUCUGAAAUUCCAAGAUGAUAUUUUGCUUUUGUGGGUUCAUAUCUUGUUUAGUAAUUUUGAGUGCCAUUUUGCACGCUUGGCGUCAAUUAUAAACCUAGAGAUAUAGCCUUGUGCACCUCCACAAUAUUAUGGUUGAUGUAGAACUAAUAAGCUAUACCAGUAAAUAAUUGAACUUUUGGUUAUAGUCUGCUUAGGUGGUGUAUGGUGUUCAUUUUGUUAUGUAUCCAGUAUCUUGUCUUGUGGAUGUGCAAAUGUCACACGCAAAGGGAGACAGAAGGACCCGCGUCAUAUUUUAUCCACCUUGAUUUGCACUGUUAUGCU
Molecule: messenger RNA, 2594 nt
Organism: Zea mays
Lineage: Eukaryota; Viridiplantae; Streptophyta; Magnoliopsida; Poales; Poaceae
Exons: 3
Coding region: 51-2291 (746 amino acids)
Biological process (GO): cell surface receptor signaling pathway; protein phosphorylation
Cellular component (GO): plasma membrane
Molecular function (GO): calcium ion binding; ATP binding; protein serine/threonine kinase activity
Source: RefSeq, marked validated